Molecule: messenger RNA, 297 nt
Organism: Sphaeroforma arctica JP610
Lineage: Eukaryota; Ichthyosporea; Ichthyophonida
Exons: 1
Coding region: 1-297 (98 amino acids)
Source: RefSeq, a predicted model, not a curated record
AUGGCGUUACCAAAACCCGAGGAGGACCCGGCCGAGCAAAAAUCUGUCACACUAUCGUCCCCGGCUGAUAAAGUGAACGGUGCUGCACGUUUAGAAUCAGAGAUAAUUACUUUGGUGCCUUCGAAGGUCGUUGAUUUGGUCGGUGAAUCGGUUAUGACUGAGAGUGCUCAUAUUAUGAAUGACAUGGCGGACGAUCCGGGUUUGAGUAGUCUUCUCGGGGACAUAUUGGUUAGCACGAGACCAGCCCAGUUGAGCGUGCCGGAGCAAUGUACGUUGAGUGAGGCUUUAGCACCCUGA